Molecule: messenger RNA, 811 nt
Organism: Xenia sp. Carnegie-2017
Lineage: Eukaryota; Metazoa; Cnidaria; Anthozoa; Malacalcyonacea; Xeniidae
Product: RRP15-like protein
Exons: 10
Coding region: 18-788 (256 amino acids)
Biological process (GO): maturation of 5.8S rRNA; maturation of LSU-rRNA
Cellular component (GO): preribosome, large subunit precursor
Source: RefSeq, a predicted model, not a curated record
UCUAAGUUACAUGCAAAAUGGCUUCCAGCGCAGUCCAAGAAAAACUCAUGCAAUAUGGAGCAAACAACACGAAUAUUCAUGAAAAUAAAAACUGUAGCAGUAACGACGACGAUACUUACAGCGGUACAAAAGAUGGAAAUUAUGGUUGGGCUGAUGCCAUGGCGAGGAUUUCGAUCAAAGGAAUACCAGAAGACAAGCCAGUAGUAUUGAGCAAAUACAAGAAAAUUGAAACAGAAAGGACGCAAAAGCAGGAGGAAAUAUUAAGACAAAAGUUCAUCACCCGAGAAAAACAUGAAGCAAGAGAGAAGAAUCACGUGAAACCAGCACCUAGUAAUGAUGAGAAAGAAAGAAACUUAAAGAGAAUUGCUACUAAAGGAGUUGCAAAGUUAUUUAAUGCUGUCAACAAACACCAGGAGGAUCUUAAUGUGAAACUUAAAUCAGCCCCAACUGAAGCAAAGAAGGUUAAAGGCAAAGUCAUCAUUAAAUGGCAAAGGCAUCAUCAAACAGAACCAGCAGUUAAAGGAAUGGCUACUCCGCAAACAAUUAGACCCAUUUUGAGUCAGUGUGAACCUAAAGGAAUGGCUACUCCGCAAACAAUUAGACACAUUUUGAGUCAGUGUGAACCUAAAGGAAUGGCUACUCCGCAAACAAUUAGACACAUUUUGAGUCAUUGCGGACAUAAAGUCCACUUGUUUUAUAUUCUAGUUGUUUUGAUGAAGAGGUGGAUAGAUUUCUUGAAGAUUUUUUUCAAGUGGUCGUUGCUAGUUUCUUUGAAUAAAAUGUUUUAGUCAAUAAAAUUUAUUUAAGAAUA